Molecule: messenger RNA, 1790 nt
Organism: Diprion similis
Lineage: Eukaryota; Metazoa; Arthropoda; Insecta; Hymenoptera; Diprionidae
Product: allantoicase-like
Exons: 7
Coding region: 120-1247 (375 amino acids)
Biological process (GO): allantoin catabolic process
Molecular function (GO): allantoicase activity
Source: RefSeq, a predicted model, not a curated record
AGCAGAUAUAUAUAUGACUUUGCGAAUCCAUGAAUGAUCCAGUUUACGGCGAGACCCAAGACCGUAUACAUUAUACAUUUAACAAAGUGAGACCAAUUUCAUAGCUACCAAUAUUCGAAAUGGUUGUCGGCACGAACAAUGGACUCCCAAACUUUGCCAACCUCAACGAACUCGCAUCGGAAACUAAUGGGGGUCAAAUAGUAUUUGCUACCGACGAUUGGUUCGCGUGUGCGGAAAAUCUUCUCAAGGACACGGAACCAGUCUUCAAACCGGACCUCUAUACGGAUUUUGGAAAAUGGAUGGAUGGCUGGGAGACGAGAAGAAGAAGAUGCCAAGGUCACGACUGGGCAGUCAUUGCUCUGAAGAAACCAUCUACGAUAAUGGGCGUCUGCGUUGACACGGCGUACUUUACAGGAAAUUAUGCUCCAAGGUUUUCCAUCCAGGCAGCUAAGCUCACGGAUGAAGAGGCAAGACUGUUCCCAAAAAGAGAAUGCAAAAUUGGCACAGCCGCGAACAAAUCUCAACUGGAACAAGUCCAGCGCAUCAACACUCAGAAGUGGGAGACUUUGGUGCCAAUGACGAAUCUCGAAGCCGGAUAUGAAGACACUCGUCUGAAUUAUUUUAACGUCUUGGAAACUGGUACCUGGACUCAUCUUCGAUUGAACAUGUUUCCCGAUGGCGGAAUCGCUCGGCUGCGAGUCUUCGGCUUCGUUACUCCUGAUUGGGAAGAGGUGAACUCUGAUAAACUGAUCGAUUUAAUUUCCGCCGAGAAUGGCACUGUCUGCGAAAGCUACAGCAACGCGCACUACGGGCAUCCCAGAAAUCUGAUCAAGACUGAGAAAGGAAUCAACAUGGGUGACGGCUGGGAAACUGCGAGGAGACUUGACAGACCACCCAUCCUAGAAGCCGACGAUUCCGGUGUCCUGCAGGUUCCCGGUAACGAAUGGGCGAUAUUCAGGCUUGGACAUGUAGGUGAAAUUCACUCGAUCGAAGUGGACACAAAUUUUUUCAAGGGAAACUUCCCGGACAGCAUAAAAAUCGAAGGAGUUCUCGCAGACUCUAAUCAAGACUCUAGGAGGUGGGCUUGGAAGACGAUAAUGUCUCCAAAGAAGCUAUCACCGCACAAACAACAUUUCUACACUACCGACGACCUGCUAUCUCACGGACCCAUAACUCAUGUCAAACUAACCAUGGCACCGGAUGGGGGAAUCUCCAGGGUCAGAAUGCUUGGUCACAUUUCGCAUUAGUCAUUGUUUUUAUAUUCCUAUUGAAAAAAUUCUAACCCACGUGAUACGUAUGAUGCAUAUUCCCAAGGUGCAGGUUACAGCUCUGGAAUCAGAGAUUCUAACCAUGGUGAUUGGUGUUGAAUUUUGCAAUACGAAAAAUUUCUUCGCUAAUAUUCGUAAGUCGUGAUUCGUGGACUCUUUGACAACAUUCAUGUGCAUUCAUGACUAUUACAGUUAAGUGUAAAUUCAAGGAUUUCGAAUUGAUUCGUUUAGUUUUAGUCUUCAUCUCACUCUCAGUAUAUGUUAGGUGCAAUCUAUUUACCUAUUUCUAAAUCCCUCCGAAUAUUUGCGAUAGUAAGAUCCCACACAAUCUAUUGAAUCUGCUUUGAAUAUUCAAAACGUCUGCAUGUUCUGCGGAAAAUAGAUUUUGUAUGGAGUAAACGAUAUGUUCGUGGAAUAUUCAGAUGAAUAUUAAAAUUUUUUGAAAGUUAUUUGGUAAACUUACGUUUAUUCUUGUGAUACAAAUAUAUUUUACAAAAUCGUGCGAAUAUUCCUUGAACAUGU